Molecule: messenger RNA, 203 nt
Organism: Entrophospora sp. SA101
Lineage: Eukaryota; Fungi; Glomeromycota; Glomeromycetes; Entrophosporales; Entrophosporaceae
Source: the annotation of a GenBank genome assembly
AUGACAUAUGUUAAAGAUCUUGAGGAAGAAAUACAUCGUAUCCUCCAAUCUUCUUCUAAAUUACAUAAAUAUAACAGUGAGUUACGGGAUAAAUACAUAAAGCAAGAGGAGAAUUUUGAUCAAAAAAGAAAGGGGUGGGAUCGGGAUAGAAAGAAGUGGAGUAAAAAACUAGGAGGGAUUGUUACUGAGAAUCAAAACCUGCA